AUGGAGGAUGAGCAGUUGAAGCAGCAGCUCGCAGACAAGGAGCGUAAGUCCAGGUACAGGGACUUCUUGAAGGAGCAAAUACAGGAGCACGUUCGAGCCAAGGAGAGAGACCAGGAAGAGAAAGCAAAAGCGCGGGUCCGGGCGGACAAGGACCAAGAGUUUUUGAAGAUCGAGGCCUCAGUCGCCGCGCAACGAAAGCAAGAGCAGAUGAUUCGCUUGAAGGACGACAUCAUGAGCCAGGUCGCUACCUCUCGAAGCAGGAAGCAGGAAGAAGUGACCUCCGACGUGUCUCGCGCCCGCGAGGAGAACGAGAAGGCACUCCGCUCGCUAGAAGAGGAGAAGCAGCUAGUGCUCAAGAAGAAGGAGGCUCGGCGCCAGAUCGACCAAAAGCAGGCCGACCUCUGGGCUACCGAAAGGCAUCUGCAGCAGGAGCAGAAGCAGGCAGACCUCAAGAGGAGAACAGAGGAGAAGAGGAGGAAGGAGGAAGAGACAGAGUCGGCCAGAAGGGAGAAAGCUGAUCUCAAAGAGCGAGCUGCUGCAGAACGAGCGGUGUUCUUCGAGAAGCUGCACCAGCAGCAAAUCAAG
Symbiodinium necroappetens is the source of this 585-nucleotide messenger RNA. The record is from the annotation of a GenBank genome assembly. Lineage: Eukaryota; Dinophyceae; Suessiales; Symbiodiniaceae.